Molecule: messenger RNA, 315 nt
Organism: Paramecium sonneborni
Lineage: Eukaryota; Ciliophora; Oligohymenophorea; Peniculida; Parameciidae
Source: the annotation of a GenBank genome assembly
AUGAUGACAGAAACUGAAGUUUUGUUUUUGUAGAUUUGCUUUAAACUUGAAGUAAUUACUCUCUGCCACAAAAUAAACGAAGAAUAAUGCUAAAGAAAGAUAAAUUUACAUGUAAAUUAAAUAUUGAAUAUAUGGUAGUGGUUAAUCCCUUAAAUAGUUAAACGAAUCAUAUUUUUAUAAAUUUAGAUUCGUUUUUUUCUAGAAAAGUCUUAAUCAAUAGCAUCCAUAUCAUAUUUUACAGUUUCUAUCUAGCAUUUCUUUUACAGAUCAUUGUUUAUGCAAAAAAACUAUCUUGGAAUCCUAUUACUGAAGUGA